AGGCUUAUUCAUAGAUAAUUUAAGAAAAUAGACAACUACGCCGGUGUGUAUUACAUGUGCGUAGCUGGCACAAACCUGUAUUGGUAUAAAUAGCUAGGUCGUACUAUAUAGCUCAAUUAUUAGUACAUACCUGCUCGAGCGCAGUAUACUUACAAGGCCGUUCACAAUUCUAUUCAAAGUUUUACAUUAAAUUCGCCGUUUACUAGACGUGAAAUGGCAGGAGAAGGAAAAAUGUCGGAGCUGUUAGGAAACAGCCUUCAGAAGAAUCAUGAAGGAGGUUUUACACUCGUGGACACCGAUCAAUCAGAAGGACUUGGUGAAAAGGAGUAUGUUGGAUUAUAUUUCUCGGCACAGUGGUGCCCUCCGUGUAGAGCAUUCAAACCGAUACUAAUAGAGUUUUACAACAAAUUGAAGCAAGCUGAUGCCAAUAAAUUAGAAAUUGUGUUCGUCAGUUCUGACAAAGACGACGAAUUAUUCAAAGCAUACGCAAAGGAAAUGCCAUGGCUUGCCCUGCCCUUCGUCGAUCGGGAAAAAAAGAAUGCUCUUUCCAAGAAGUUCAAGAUUCAGGGAAUCCCCACGCUGGUUAUAGUGGACGCCAAAACAGGGGAGGCUAUCACAGACAAGGGCCGAGAGCAAGUGGGAUCUGAUCCGGAAGGGGCCAUGUUUCCAUGGUUUCCAAAGUCAGUCAAUGACAUUUUUAUUGGCGAAGACUUGUCUGCGGCAGAUAAGAAAACGUUUGUGAAAGGUGACUUUCCAGAGAACCUGGAAGGGAAAGUUAUUGGACUGUACUUUUCAGCCCACUGGUGUCCUCCUUGUCGGGCGUUCACCCCACAACUGGCGGAAAAGUACAAGGAGCUGAAGGAUGCUGGUAAGCCGUUUGAGAUCGUCUUCGUGUCCAGUGACAAGAGUGAGGAACAGUAUCAUGAGUACCUAAGUGAGAUGCCCUGGCUCGCCCUUCCCUACAAAGACCCACGGUGUAAAAGCUUCAGCAACAAAUUCGACAUCAGUGGGAUUCCCGCGCUGGUGCUUGUGAACGCGGAGGGGAAGGUGAUCACGACUGAGGGCCGAGCUACCAUCAUGGAAGCCCCAAUCAAGGAGUUCCCGUACAAAAUGCCUAUGAUCAAAUCUGUGUCCAGACGGUUCGUGGAAACCUUGCAGGAAUCUAAAUGCUUAGUAUACUUCACAGAUUCACCAGAAGAUGCUGAGAGUUGCAAGGCUGCUAUGUCCAGUAUCGCCAAGGAGUACUACAAAGAUGGCGACGAACAGGACUUGUAUUUCUUUGUAGGAAAUACUUCCGAGGACUUAUGUGAGAGUCUGUAUAAGUACCUAAUGGGACCAGAGAUACGUCGGUGUAUCGCGAUCACAGAUCUCGGUGCCAGUCAAGUUUACCGACACAAGGCUGAAGACGGCUGGGCAGUCUCGGAGGACAGCAUCCGCGAGUUUGUGGCACAGUUCAAGGACAACAAAAUCGAGGCGUCAAACAUGGAAUAAAGUCCAAGACAUGCCCUACACUCUGACUAAUUCUGUUUUAAGUUUUUAUAAGGGGUUUACUAAUGCUUAGGAGAAUUUGAAUCUAUUUUAAUAGACAUGUAUGGGAAAUAACUCUGAGGCAGACGUAAGUAAGGCAAAACACCAAACUUAGAACAGUAAAUAGGAUAAUACCAAUGGUAUCAACUCAUAAUCUACGGAAUGUAUUUUUGAUAUCUUAAUGAAUAAAUGAAUAAGAAAAUUAGUGAUAAUCAAUAGUGAAAGACAAUCAGAACUCCAUACUAUCCUGCUUAACGAAAUUAAACCUAGAUGAAAGCUUUGAAGUCAACAAAAUGUAUGAAAUCCAGGUUUUGCUUAUGCGAAUUGAUAUCUAAAUGAAGGUCGUGCAAUUUAAAUGAUUAGAAUUUUAUGAUAAGUUUGUCAUUGUCAUGUAACACACGAUAUAUUCCGUCUUUGCGUAUUCGGAGUUAUCUGCUCUUGUGAGCAGGUAUUGAUUGUUACGUCAUUUGUUUG
Molecule: messenger RNA, 2001 nt
Organism: Mizuhopecten yessoensis (Yesso scallop)
Lineage: Eukaryota; Metazoa; Mollusca; Bivalvia; Pectinida; Pectinidae
Product: nucleoredoxin-like
Exons: 7
Coding region: 214-1491 (425 amino acids)
Source: RefSeq, a predicted model, not a curated record